GCAAACUUCAUUUAACACCACAGAAGAAGAGCUUCAAUCUGUUUUGUAACUGUUUGUUUUGAACACGUUGUUUUUGCUUUUAUUUAUAAUAACUAAGUUAUUUAAAAACGAAUCGACCCAAAUUACAUCAUAAAUUAACUUAUGGUCGAUCUUAAUACAUGGCUUUACAUUAUAUAAGCUACGACCUGAUGAAAAGUAGAACAUUUGUGUUUUGGCGUUAGCAAACGCUUAAGAGGGACCAGCUGAUGCUCGGGUGCUUGAUAUUGUAUUCUUGAGGCCACGUCAACGGCAUUGUACGCCAUAUUAUAGCUAUGAAUCGAAAACGAGCCCUCAUUUCAGAUACGUUUAAAGUGAAGAAAAGAAGAGUAUUUACAGAGAAGUUUGGGGCUACCAAUAAUAACGAUGGACCGAUGGACAUCAAAUCCACCCUGCUGGACCUUAUGACGCUGUUCCCCAGAAAGAUAUUCAAUGACACGUUGCCUCAAAUUGUGCUGAAGCAUCAACUUUACAGCAUACAUGACGACAAGACUAUAGUGGACAGGCAACUGAGCGAACUUCGGGAAAAGGGAGAGCUUUUGAUGUUUCAACUGGGCUUUGACUCUGAUGCAUUUGGACUUGUGUUCACUUCGGACUAUAAAGCCAAAGUUUUGGCAUCACAAGAGGGCCAAUACACAAAAGGAACGGUUGAGAGGUUCCUCGAGAGUGUGUUGCCUGCCUGUACGGAUCUGAGCUUCAACAAAGACCAGAUGCUGAAAGAGUUCCUCUUCACAGACUCUGCAAUAACGCAACUUGUGAAGUCGGGGGUCCUUACUGUGAGGGAUGCAGGCAGCUGGUGGCUCGCCAUCCCCAACUCUGGGAAAUUCACCAAGUACUUGAUACAGGGCCGUAAAGCAGUGCUCACCAUGAUAAAGAAGUCAAAGUAUAGCGAAGUAUUAAAAGAACAGCUGGAAGAAAGGCGUACCAAUGCUCAAGUGAAGUUCCAGAUGAAAUACCACAUCCAUGAUAUUGUAGGUGCAGAGUUGGUUCAAAGGAUUCCAACAACUUCAGGGACAUUGCUGCGCUUUGUUGACUGAAUAACUGGGACCAAACAUGUGGAUGAUCUCCUUUUGCCUAAAGUGAAUGCAUGUCAAAAUGAAGGCAUAUGAAUAUGUAUGAUUUUUUUUAUUAUUUUCAUAAAACCUUGUGGGUUUAUACAUUUUAAAAGGAACCUUAUUAGGUUUACAGAAUAGUUUGUAUUAAAGUUGACAUGUUAAGCAUUUAUUUGCCUUUGCAUUGUGUUCUAGUCUGCCAGACAAACAUGAUCCUGAUCUGGAGAUAUCUUGAUCACUCAACGCUUUCAAGUGUUUCACAUUCAUUCUGAAUUUACAUGACCAAUACAACAUAAAUAUCAAGAAUUAAAAAUGCAUGUCAAUCAAUACAUGGGCUUUCAAUUACUAUAGCCAUAAAACUUAAGGUCACAACAUGGGUGUAAACUGGAGUGUGAGGCCUCAUUACAUACAGUGGGCAUGUACCCUGAUCGAGUAGUUAAUACAUUUGUAAAUAUGCAACAUGAACAGAAAGGCAUUCUAAUCAUAAAUUUCAGCAUGACGCACAUACACUUUAAGAAUUGCAAAAAGCUAAGCUCUUAGGGAGAUUAAGGUAGUGUUAAUUGUAGGAGGUAAACAAUAAAUUCAUAGUGUUAAUUUCACGGUACAGUGAGUGAACUUAGUGAAGGAACAAAUAAACCAAACAAUGAAAAAAAUGUAUAUUACACCAUAAUUGACAGGAGCUUGGAUGCUGUCAAUGGGUGACGACAUCACCAGCAAUGGUACUGCUAUAAUCAAUUGUGCUACGAAAACAAGUAAAAAAAAUGCCCAUGUUUAGACCAAAGGCUACUCUGGUUUUGUUACCCUUCACCCAAAUAUAGUUAAAUAACCUAAUA
Gadus chalcogrammus (walleye pollock) is the source of this 1921-nucleotide messenger RNA. It is a transcript of the gene whr1, whose product is annotated as serine/threonine kinase 19. The record is from RefSeq and is a predicted model, not a curated record. Lineage: Eukaryota; Metazoa; Chordata; Actinopteri; Gadiformes; Gadidae. Gene Ontology annotation, molecular function: protein serine/threonine kinase activity. The transcript has 6 exons. The coding region runs from base 312 to 1073 and encodes 253 amino acids. Gene Ontology annotation, biological process: positive regulation of Ras protein signal transduction; protein phosphorylation.